Molecule: messenger RNA, 1140 nt
Organism: Raphanus sativus (radish)
Lineage: Eukaryota; Viridiplantae; Streptophyta; Magnoliopsida; Brassicales; Brassicaceae
Exons: 4
Coding region: 1-1140 (379 amino acids)
Molecular function (GO): RNA-DNA hybrid ribonuclease activity; nucleic acid binding
Source: RefSeq, a predicted model, not a curated record
AUGACGAUCUCCUCAAACUCCAUCUUCCCUGUCUCCUGCUUCAGUUGGGUAAUCAACAUGAGUGGUGGUUGGAAUCGCCAUGGGAGGAUCACUUUGCUUGUGAUGCAACAAUCCCGGCAACAAAAUGUAACACCACCAUCAAAUCAUGUUGUGAAGUCAGCACCACCUAAGCCUCAAUCUCCACCGCAGCAUCCUCCUCCACCUCCAUCUCCACCACUGCCUUUCAAGAGCAAGGGCAGCAGCUCAGAGCCACCCUCCAGGGCUUGUGAGACCUGGAAGAAACACAUUUGGACACCUGAGCUCCUGCCAAAGCUGAAGUAUUUUCUAUGGAGAGUAGCCUCCAAUGCACUACCAACAGGAGCAAAUCUCCAAACCCGAUGCAUCCUAAACAACACCAACUGUGCAAGAUGCGGCGAGAGGGAAACAAUAGAUCACCUUCUUUUCAAUUGCAACUUUGCAAGGGAAGUCUGGCGUUGUGGCCCCUGGAGCGACACCAGACAUACAUCUGACGUCUCCUCUUUCAAGCCAAUGAUAGAAAGCUCAGGGACAUGGCAGAACUUGCCUCCAAACGGCCUGAUCUUCGAUAAUAGAGCGCCCACGCCACAUGAUACUGCAAUCAAAGCUAUCUCCUCCCAGAGAGAAUGGGAAUUAGCCCAAACAAACGGACCGAUUAAGACCCCUCCUCUUCUCCCACGGCCUCCACUGAGACAGGAUGACGCCACCAUCUUCUGCAACACGGACGCCGCUUGGAGAGCAAAUCGACAAUUGGCUGGCCUCGGUUGGAUCUUAACGGAUCGAGACUCCACGGAACUACACAGAGCCUCAAAACCCGCAUCAAACGUCUCAUCCGCUUGCAUGGCCGAAGCCCUUGCAAUUCGAGAAGCUCUGCUCCACGCCUCUUCCCUCCAACAUACAAACAUCUGUAUUCGCACAGAUUCUCAAGUGCUCGUCAGAGCGAUUACCACAAGAAGAAGAUCGACAGAACUCUAUGGAAUUUUAUCGGACAUCGACUCGCUGGCUUUCUUCCCUUCUUCCCCUUUCGUCUCUUGCGUUUUCAUUUUCACUCCAAGGGCCUCCAACGGUCCAGCGGACUCUUUAGCUAAAUCUUGUCUCUUUUCUCAUUUGGGCCUGAGGCCAUAA